CGGGAUGGGGCGGUGACGCGCGGCCGAGGCCCCGCCCCCUACCCUUGACCCCCGCGGCAGAAGAUGGCGGCGCUGCCGACGGUCGCCCUUCGGAUCGCUCGGUCAGGUGUGCUGCCCCUCUGCCGCCGGCCACUGGCAUGGGGCAGAGCUGCCCUGCAGCCCCCCAGCCGCCCACUCACCCCACAUCGUCCCUUCAGCAACAACAAGAUCCUGGUGGAGCUGGAUGAGAGCUCAGGUGUCGCCACGAUGAAGUUCAAGAGCCCCCCGGUCAACAGCCUCAGCCUGGACUUCCUCACUGAGUUUUGCAUAAGCCUGGAGAAGCUGGAGAACAACCGGGCCUGCCGGGGUGUGAUCUUCACAUCUGCCAUCCCCAACAUCUUCUCAUCUGGCCUAGACAUCACCGAGAUGUGUGGUAAGAGCAUGGAGCACUACGCCGAGUUCUGGAGAGCUGUGCAGGAGACGUGGCUCCGGGUGUACAGCUCCAACAUGGUGACAGUCGCUGUGGUCAAUGGGUCCAGCCCGGCAGGAGGCUGCCUCCUUGCCUUGUCCUGUGACUACAGGAUCAUGGUGGAGAACCCCAGAUGCGUCAUCGGCCUGAACGAAGCCCAGCUGGGCAUUGUGGCUCCCUUCUGGUUUAAGGACACAUUCGUCAACACUGUGGGACACCGAGUUGCUGAACGCUCCCUCCAGCUGGGCUCCCUCUACCCUGCACCCGAGGCCCACAAGUUUGGCCUUGUGGAUGAGCUGGUGCCUGAGGAGAAGCUCCAGGAGAGGGCUGCAGCCAUUAUGGCACAGUGGCUGGCCCUUCCCGAUCAUUCCCGUCAGCUCACCAAGUCCAUGAUGAGGAAGCCAGUGUUGGACCGCCUGAUAGCUCACCGGGAAGAAGACAUUCAGAACUUCAUCACCUUCAUCUCAAAAGAGUCCAUCCAGAAGUCACUUCGCAUGUACAUGGAGAUGCUGAAGAAGAAGAGCUAAGGAGCCAACCACCCAGGGCCCGGUCCCAGGAGCACAAGUGACCCUCUGAAACGUGGCACUAACUGUAGACUUUCGCAGUGAAGCCGUUUGCAGUGUCAGCCGUUGUGCUGCCCGCUCCCAUGGCUGCCCCAACCGCCCCUUCCUCUUAGUCCCCGUAGAGUGCCUGACACCACCGCUGCCUUUCCUGAGAGCGGGGAGAGCUGCCUGCUCAGCUCCCCCAAGGAACGGAGAGGGAGAGGGUCUUGACACCUCUGUGACCCGAGCCUUGGAUAUCCUCCUUGCAUAUCCUCCUUGGAUGUCCUCCCUCCUGUCCAACAGCUAAUUCUGAAAUGA
This is a messenger RNA of Tyto alba (common barn owl), 1308 nucleotides long. RefSeq names its product enoyl-CoA delta isomerase 1 (gene ECI1). NCBI's taxonomy places the organism in Eukaryota, Metazoa, Chordata, Aves, Strigiformes, Tytonidae. Gene Ontology annotation, biological process: fatty acid beta-oxidation. The record is from RefSeq and is a predicted model, not a curated record. Gene Ontology annotation, molecular function: enoyl-CoA hydratase activity. Gene Ontology annotation, cellular component: mitochondrion. The coding region runs from base 64 to 975 and encodes 303 amino acids. The transcript is spliced from 7 exons.